UUCAUCGCGUCACAACAUGCGACUUUUUCGCUCAUAUUUGACGAAACUUCGUCUCCAUUGGUUUUUACUCGUUUACAUCUUUCUCGUUUUCUCGGUAAUGCUUCUUUUUUUGCCUUCUUACUCGCUGCAACUCGAAAUUUACGGAAAAGUAACGGACCAGAGUUAUUUACUUCGCGACACAAAUACGAGUCAUUACAUAAAACCCUCGAUCGAAACGCAUUUCACGGAUGUCCCGAAGGAUUUUUUGUCUUAUGCGAGACUUUUGGGAGCUUAUCGGAGCCUUGGAGUGUUUGUGACGUCAGAUGUGAGGCACCGGGAUCGUCGAAGAGCGAUUCGAGCGACAUGGGGACGCGUUUUGAGACCAAAACCGGUUUUUAUUUUAGGAAAAAGUUCAAAUCCAGUGGAUAACGAGAUCGCCGAGGAAGAAGCUGAACUUUACAAAGACGUCAUAAUUGAAGAUUUUAACGAAAGUUAUCAAAAUUUGACGAUAAAAACGAUGUUCGCUUUGAAACAUUUCCUCAGAUUGAUGCCUGACGAGAAAUAUUUCCUCAAAAUUGACGAUGAUGUCUUUUUAAAUGUCUUUAACUUGAACAAAAUCAUGAAAAAAUACGAAAAUUUCCCUCCCGGAAUUAUCGGGCAUCUCGAAUCCCAAAGAUUUGCUCAUCGCGAUCGUGAAAGUAAAUGGUUCACGCCUCGAUGGAUGUUCACCGAAGAAAAACUCCCGGAUUUCAUCAAUGGUCCAGCGUAUCUCAUCUCAGGACAAGUCGUGAGAAAAAUCUACAACGAAGCUCUAAGCACAACUCUCUUAACGUUAGAAGACGUUUUUCUCACUGGAAUCGUUGCCAAUGCCAAACUUCAAGUCCCGCUGUAUCAAAAUGACGGCUUUGAAGAUUACUAUUCGAUCGAUAAUUUGAUCAAUCGCGAUUGUUUUUAUCGAUCCGUUCUGACAAUUCAUCGAAUGACGAAUAUGGAACAAAUGAUUGACGUUUGGAAACGUUUGAAGAAAAAUCAUGAGCCGUGUUGGGAAAUUUGAAGAAUUUUUAUGACUUUUUGUGUUACUCAUGUGAAAUAUUUUUUAAAUGAUUCAUCGAAAUAUAGAUUAGUAAAAAAAAUUAGUUGAAUAGCAGAUAAAAAAUUUAUUUAAAAUAUGCAAAUGAGGUUUAUUUGUUUUGUUUUUAAUGCAUAAAAUGCAAAAAAAUUUGGCAAUUUUGUGAAAAAAAUAUUUCAAAAGUGACUUAUUUUUAAGUUUGAACGGAAGUUUGUGAAA
Molecule: messenger RNA, 1267 nt
Organism: Culicoides brevitarsis
Lineage: Eukaryota; Metazoa; Arthropoda; Insecta; Diptera; Ceratopogonidae
Product: beta-1,3-galactosyltransferase 1-like
Exons: 2
Coding region: 17-1033 (338 amino acids)
Cellular component (GO): Golgi membrane
Molecular function (GO): hexosyltransferase activity
Source: RefSeq, a predicted model, not a curated record